Messenger RNA from Trematomus bernacchii (emerald rockcod), 2191 nucleotides. RefSeq names its product epsin 3b (gene epn3b). Gene Ontology annotation, biological process: endocytosis. Gene Ontology annotation, molecular function: phospholipid binding; clathrin binding. The record is from RefSeq and is a predicted model, not a curated record. NCBI's taxonomy places the organism in Eukaryota, Metazoa, Chordata, Actinopteri, Perciformes, Nototheniidae. Gene Ontology annotation, cellular component: endosome; plasma membrane; clathrin vesicle coat.
CUAUGCGGAUUUCACCGCUGACUGUCUGCAUGCCCGAGCGGCGCGCAUCAUCCACCGCAGGCAGCCACAGACUAUUGAUGGGAACACUGUGAUCGGAUCAACUUUCACGUUUACCGGAUAUAGGAGCGGAUAGAAGGGGGAAAACUGCCCUGCUUGGCCGAAGGGGUUAUUACCGGGACUUAUAGAGGAGAGGAUGCUCAAGGCGAGAGGUGAGCAAUGGGCAAGGGGCGUCCUAUAACUCCUGACAGAGAAGAGGAGCCUUUCAUUGCCAUAGCUACCUCUCCUCCCCUUGUCCACGUUCCCCCUUUCACCCCGUCUCUUCAUCUGUUAAGUGUUGUUUUUUUACAUUUUGCUAUCCCUCCACAUCCUCCAUAACCUGUCACCCAUGACAACCUCAGCCCUGCGCCGGCAGGUGAAGAAUAUCGUGCACAACUAUUCAGAAGCGGAGAUCAAGGUUCGUGAAGCCACUUCGGAUGAUCCAUGGGGCCCGUCCUCGUCUCUCAUGUCAGAGAUCGCUGACUUGACCUUCAAUGUGGUGGCGUUUGCUGAGGUCAUGGGCAUGGUGUGGAAACGCCUGAACGACAGCGGCAAGAACUGGAGGCACGUUUACAAGGCCCUGACUCUGUUGGAUUACCUGCUGAAGACAGGAUCAGAGAGAGUGGCCCAACAGUGCCGUGAGAACGCUUUCACUAUUCAGACGCUACGUGACUUCCAGUACAUGGACCGUGACGGCAGAGAUCCAGGGGGCCAACGUGAGGGAAAAAGCCCCGCCAACUGGUAGUGUCUCCUUCGGGACGAGGAGACUGCUAGGAUCAGGAGGGAGGAGUCAGGCCUGAAGACCAAGGAGCGAAUGGCUGGGGGAGGCAGUGGAGGGAGCGGAGGGGUGUAUGGAGGUAUACCCACCAUGUCUUACCACCCAGGCAGGCGGACAAGCCAGCCCAGCAUGGCUGUGCUUUACUGGGAGGAGUUCAGCCGCUCCCGAGGCUCUCCAUCUUCAUUAACUGUGACCUCGUCCUCGUCCCCUCGCGCCGCCUCAGACCUGGAGCAGGCUCGACCUCAGACCAGCGGCGAGGAGGAGCUGCAGCUGCAGUUAGCUUUAGCCAUGAGCAGGGAGGAGAGUCAGAAGGACCAGUGCUGUCGCCAAGGAGACGAGUCUCUGUUACAGAAGGCCCUGGAUGAGAGCAGGAGAGAGAGUGAGUCGGGUACACAGGAGUCCGCCAUGCUGGAGCUGGUGGACAUAUUUGGCCAAUCAUCCGAGGCCCCUCCCCCGCCUCAUGACCCUUGGAACUCGACCCAACCCAGCGAUGACGUCUCCUCGGACCCCUGGGACUCUGUAGCGGUCCAAUCCAGCACUCCUGUGAUUGGUAGCCCUUGGACGGCCCCUCCCUCCUCCUCCAAUGCGUCCAAUCCUUGGGCUCCAUGUGAAGACUCACACACAGACCCCUGGGAAGCUCCGCCCGUCUCCUCCAGUCCUGUCAAUCAUGCGUGGGACAGCCCAACAGACGGAGAUGGUGACGGGGAAGAUCCGUUCGCUGCACAGGAAGAGGAGAAUCCUAAACAGGAAGUUCCUCAGCUGUCCUCCCCUCAACCUGCUAGUCCCACAGAUGAAGAGCUGUUUGGAGUGAAGGCAGACUCCGACCCAUUUUCCGGAGCAGAUUUUAACCCCGAUCCGUUUGGGAGCGACCCUCCUGUGAACCCUCUGGUAAACGGACGAGAGUCGACCAGCCCGGAGAUCUUUGACCUGUCCCGGCUCGCGCCCCCCCUCAGCGCCCCUGCUUCACGGUUGUGUCGAACCCCAGAAGCCUUCCUGGGACCUACGGGGGCCUCGCUGGUUAAUUUAGACGCACUUAUACCCUCCAACCCCGCCAGCAAGAUGCACAACAACCCCUUCCUCUUAGGUCUGAGCACCCCAUCUCCCACCAACCCGUUCCACUGCGACCAGCCUCGCCUCACCCUCAACCAGAUGCGACCGUGCUCCACAUCCCCCCUGCCCCCCCACAUGCUCUCCUACAGCCCGUCGCUGCCCCUCCCGCUGCACCACCAGCCCUCCGCCCUCCCCUCCUCCCUCACACAGCCUCACGCAGGACUCCUGGGCCUCCCCUCCAACCUCCCCCAGCCCCUCCUGCCCCUCUCCCCCCGCCGGGCGCAGCACACUCAGUCACAGACACACAGCCACAACCCCUUCCUCUGA